GCGGCGGGGGUCCUGGGGGUCGUUAUGGUUCUGGUUCUGGUCAUCCUUAUCCCGGUUCUGGUCAACUCAGCGGGGACGGCAGCGCACUACGAGAUGCUCGGUACCUGCAGGAUGGUGUGCGAUCCGUAUGGCACUAAAUCUCCUACCAGCACAGCUACGGCGGACACGGUCAGAGACAACAGCCUCGUGCAGUCUUUACCCACUUUUAUCCAAGGUCCGAAGGGGGAACCGGGUCGUCCGGGUAAGGCAGGGCCAAGGGGACCUCCUGGUGAGCCGGGGCAGCCCGGUCCGGUCGGGCAGCCUGGAGAGAAAGGUCAACCAGGCAGACCAGGUUUACCAGGACCUCCGGGACCCAGCGUUGCCGCCGGUGCAAUUAGUGCGGCUACCUACAGCACCGUUCCAAAGAUCGCCUUUUACGCAGGGCUAAAAAAGCAACACGAGGGCUACGAGGUGCUCAAGUUUGACGACGUGGUGACCAAUCUAGGAAAUCACUACGAUCCGACCACCGGAAAGUUCACGUGCUCCAUCCCCGGGAUUUAUUUCUUCACUUACCAUGUCCUGAUGCGCGGAGGAGACGGCACCAGCAUGUGGGCUGAUCUGUGCAAAAACAACCAGGUGCGUGCCAGUGCCAUAGCCCAGGAUGCAGACCAGAACUAUGACUAUGCCAGUAACAGCGCUGUGCUGCAUCUGGAGCCAGGAGACGAGGUCUACAUUAAACUAGAUGGAGGCAAAGCUCAUGGAGGCAACAACAAUAAGUACAGCACCUUCUCUGGAUUCAUCAUCUAUGCUGACUAG
Molecule: messenger RNA, 795 nt
Organism: Scomber japonicus (chub mackerel)
Lineage: Eukaryota; Metazoa; Chordata; Actinopteri; Scombriformes; Scombridae
Gene: c1ql3a
Product: complement component 1, q subcomponent-like 3a
Exons: 2
Coding region: 25-795 (256 amino acids)
Molecular function (GO): protein binding
Source: RefSeq, a predicted model, not a curated record